CCCCACGCGAUGAUGUAUUGAAAGACUACGGGACAUAGGAGAGAAGUUGGCAAAUGUAGUUUAAGUAUCAUCAGUAAUUAUUUGUCAUCAGUUAUAUUUUCUAAAGUGUGCGAACCUCACUAGUGCUAUUGUUUCCUGUUAUAGGCUUGGCUUGUCUAUUGUUUGGCUGAAAAUGAAGCCAUGGGAGAGCACCAUGCUUCUGGAGCCGCACGUCCCGGUGGAUGGGGUCAAUUGAGAAGUCGGGGUUGGCUCCAUGAGAGCUCCAUGACUGAAGCAGGGAAGAACGAGGCUUACCUGCAAGAACAUUCGACGUGCAGGGCAAAAAGACUGUUGAAUCAUUGGACAAUGUCACGCACUUUAUGGACACUGUGGACCUUGGGGGCCAUAAUCAGCCUUGGCAAAGAAGAGUCCCCUGACCAGAUGUCCCUGUCUUGUGACCCCAUGGGUGUCUGCACUGGUUCCUCCAGAUCUUUAAGCUCCAUCCCCUCAGGGCUCACAGCAGCGGUGAAAAGUCUUGACCUGUCCAACAACAAGAUCGCGUACAUCGGCAACACUGACCUGCAGACGUGUGUGAGCCUCAAAGUGCUUGUCCUGAAGUCCAGUGGGAUUCAUAGGAUAGAUAAAGAUGCCUUCUCUUCCCUCGGAAAUCUCGUCCAUUUGGAUUUAUCCUAUAAUUACUUACCUAAUUUAUCAUCCUCCUGGUUCAGACCCCUUUCUUCCUUACAAUACCUAAAUUUAUUGGGAAAUCAUUACAAAGAGCUUGGAGAAGCGCCUCUUUUCUCCCAAUCUACCCAUUUGCAGGUCCUGAGAGUCGGAAGCAUUUACACCACUAAAAUUCAGAAAAAGGAUUUUGUUGGAUUAACUUUUCUGGAGGAACUUGAGAUUGAUGCUUCCAAUCUCCAGAGUUAUGAGCCCAAAAGUUUGACAUCUAUUUCGAACAUAAGCCACCUGAUCUUCCAUCUGAAGCAGCCUCUUUUUUUACCGGCGAUUUAUGUAGACCUCUUAAAUUCCGUGGAGUAUUUUGAACUGAGACAGACUGAUCUGUAUUCCUUCCAUUGUCCAGAACUACCUGUUGGUGAAACCAACUCAUCUAUCAAAAAGAUCACCUUUAGGAGUGUGGGAAUCUCUGAUCGAAGUUUUAAUGACAUUGUGAGACUGUUGGAUUAUGCCUCUGAAUUGUUAGAAUUGGAGUUUGAUGAGUGUACCCUUAAUGGGGUUGGUGAUUUUGAUCCAUCUGUUAUCAGGAUAUUGAAAGGCCCCAAUAAAGUGGAAACAGUGGUAUUCCGGAGGUUGCAUAUCCCCCAAUUUUACUUAUUUCACGAUUUGAGUACCAUCUACACGUUUGCUGGAGCUGUUAAACGAAUCACAAUAGAAAGCAGCAGAGUGUUCCUGGUUCCGUGUUCCUUUUCCCAGCACUUAAAAUCUUUAGAAUACUUGGACCUUAGUGAAAACUUGAUGGUUGAGGAAUACUUGAGGAAUUCCGCUUGUGAGGGUGCCUGGCCCUCACUCCAAACCUUAAUUUUAAGGCAGAAUCAUCUGACAUCACUAGAAAAAACGGGAGACGCUUUGCUUGCUUUGAAAAACCUGACUAGCCUUGAUAUCAGUAAAAAUGGGUUUCAAACUAUGCCUAAAGCUUGUCGAUGGCCAGAAAAGAUGAAGUAUUUGAACUUAUCCAGCGUCCGAUUACAAUGGCUAACCCGUUGUAUCCCCGAGACACUGGAAAUUUUAGAUGUUAGCAAUAACAAUCUCAAUUCGUUCCAUUUUACUUUUCCACAGCUCAGAGAACUCUAUAUUUCCCAAAAUAAGUUGCUGACGCUACCGGAUUCCAUUCUCCUACCUGUGUUACUGGUACUGAGAAUCACCAGGAACACAAUAACUAGCUUCUCUAAGGAGCAACUUGUUUCUUUUCAAAAACUGAGGACACUGGAGGUGGGUGAGAACAAGUUCAUUUGCUCCUGUGAAUUCCUGUCUUUCACACAGGGGCAGCCAGCACUGACCCAGGUCCUGGAUGGUUGGCCAGAAAACUACCUGUGUGACUCGCCGUCUCAUGUGAGGGGCCAGCGAGUUCAGGACGCGCAUCUCUCCGUGGCUGAGUGCCACAGGACAGCCGUGGUGUCUGCUGUGUGCUGUGCCCUCCUUCUGUUCAGCCUGCUCAUUGGGGCACUGUGCCGCCGUUUCCAUGGGCUGUGGUACAUGAAAAUGACGUGGGCCUGGCUCCAGGCCAAAAGGAAGCCCAGGAAGGCACCCAACAGGGAGAUCUGUUAUGACGCCUUUGUUUCUUACAGUGAAAGGGACUCCCAGUGGGUGGAGAACCUUAUGGUCCAGGAGCUGGAGAAUUUCAACCCCCCCUUCAAGCUGUGCCUUCAUAAGCGGGACUUUGUCCCUGGCAAGUGGAUUGUGGACAACAUCAUAGACUCCAUUGAAAAGAGUCACAAAGCUGUCUUUGUGCUGUCUGAAAACUUUGUGAAAAGUGAGUGGUGCAAGUAUGAACUGGACUUCUCCCACUUCCGUCUCUUUGAUGAGAACAAUGAUGCUGCCAUUCUCAUCCUUCUGGAGCCCAUUGAGAAAAAAGCCAUUCCCCAGCGGUUCUGUAAACUGCGCAAGAUCAUGAACACCAAGACCUACCUGGAGUGGCCCGCUGACGAAGCCCAGCAGCCGGGGUUUUGGUUAAAUUUGAGAGCUGCAAUAAAAUCCUAAUUUCAUGCCUUCAAGGAUAGUUCGGGUCCAUUUCUGGUCUUUUCAGCACCCUUUGUAACUAGCUUCAUUCUAACAUCGUUACAGAAAAACCAUGCGGAUGGAUACUGACCCCUGAGGACUUCCUAAAAGUACUAAAACUGGUAACGUUUUUUGUGGAGUGCUGUCUUAUAAAAAUUGCUACCAGAUUGAAAAUGGCUUUGAGAUUUUUUUUUAUUCUGUAAAAUGAUCAUGAUCAAUAAAUCCAUCAUUGAUUGGA
Echinops telfairi (small Madagascar hedgehog) is the source of this 2953-nucleotide messenger RNA. It is a transcript of the gene TLR2, whose product is annotated as toll like receptor 2. Gene Ontology annotation, molecular function: protein binding; transmembrane signaling receptor activity; triacyl lipopeptide binding. The coding region runs from base 181 to 2697 and encodes 838 amino acids. Gene Ontology annotation, biological process: immune response; toll-like receptor signaling pathway; inflammatory response. The record is from RefSeq and is a predicted model, not a curated record. The transcript is spliced from 3 exons. Lineage: Eukaryota; Metazoa; Chordata; Mammalia; Afrosoricida; Tenrecidae. Gene Ontology annotation, cellular component: membrane.